CGACGGUAUAUAGAUGUGCCUGCGCAUCUCUCGCCUGUAUAUCAGUAUAUUUGAAUUGUGUGAGAAGCUAGUUUAUUGUGCACGUUGAACGAACGAAAAUGCUACGCUUUGCGAUUUUAGCUGCAGUGGUGGUUUUCGCCUCAGGCGCCCCACAGUCUAAUUUUGUCUUUAAGAACGACAUCACUCCUGAGGAAGCUCAGCAGUACUUGAACCAACUGCCUUUCAACGAGCCUAAGCUUGCUGGCCGCACCGCUGUCUUACCGCUGGUCCGUUACGACGACCCUAGGUUUCGUUCAGCCGAGGCCGGCCCAACUCUUGGCCACUACUGGAAAGAUGGGCAUGAGAUCGAGAACACCAAUGACUAUCUUGAGGAGGUCUACAACGCAGCCCAGUACCACGGUCAGGAUGGUCUAGGUCAAUACGCCUACGGCUAUGAGACACCCGAGUCCUCCAAGGUGGAGAACCGCAAGGGCUCAGGAGUUGUGUCCGGAUCUUACGUGUACCAGGUUCCUGGCCAAAAGGAUCUUGUCAAGGUAAACUACUACGCUGACAGCCAAGGUUUCCACCAAGAGGACAACCUCCCCAAGGUUGAGCUGAAGCCUGCUGAAGAGACCCCAGCGCUGAGGGAAGCUCGUCUUGCUUUCGAGAAGGCAUGGAACGAGGCAGCUGCAGCCAACGCCAAGGCUCCCACCGUCCCACCACCUCAACAGAACUAUCAGCAAAACUACCAACAAUACGGCAACUACCAAGCCCAGGCUUCUGAACAAGACGGUGUCGUAGUCGCUGCCCCCGAAGCUAACCAGGCUCGUGAAAGCAAAGCCGUAGCUUAUGCUCAGGCCCAGAACGGCUACGUGCAAAGAAACCAGGCUUCAUAUGGAGCGCAACAGAAAUACCAACAACCAGAGGAAGAGGUUGAACCCACGGGUCCCCCUCAUGGUUUCUUCUACAGCUUCAACUACCCCGUCUCCAUCAUUGUUCCCAAGAAAGAGGUCGAUACUGGCUACCGUGUUGACGAAGACACCGUCGGUGUUGGACACCAAUAAACCAAACUAGCUUGACACUUUUGGACAAAACUUCAUUACAUUUUAGCUUCUGCGUAAUUUUGUUUUGUUCAAAAAUGUCUAGUCUCUUAAGUUUAAUUAGGGCUAGAAAGUUUUUGACUAUUUAGUAGUACAAAUUAAUAACUUUACUAUCAUCUAAGGAUUCAAGAUUGAAUCUUUUAUUGCCUUCAAUAUUAGUUGCUAAUAUGCCUUGCCUAUCUAGUACAAAACUUUCUAGACCAUUUACGAUCCUUUGAUUUCGCUUACUGUUAGUUCAGUAGGUUGAAACAUAGAUGGUCAUCAAGAUAUUAAUUUUAUGAGUACCUUAGCUAGCCGAUAGUCUAAUGAAGUAGUUUGUAUGACUGUAGUAACCUAAUUACGAGUUAACUGAAUGUUCAAUAGUUAGAUUAUCGGCCUGUUCUACAAAUGUUGCCAUUUUAGGAGCGGUAGUGUCGCUUUGUACAUUUUAAUUUGAAGUAGCAUUGUUGAAAGCGGAAUUAUGUUUUAUGUUUUUUUUUUAUUGGUAUCCUUUUGUUUUAAUUUUUUUCCGAUAUUUUGGACUGUUUAUAACUCUGUAUGCUACUUUGAAUUGAUUGUCAUUUCUGGCCUGGUUAGAGAUUGAUAGUAUAACCAAUGUUUUAAGUAUUUAAAAUUUUGCAAUAGCACUAUGUUCUUUUUCUUUUUGUUUCCGUGGUUAGACUCUUGAACUCAGCCUUGCUAAAAGUUAAGUUUUGUUACCAUAAUGUCUUAGAUAUAAUGUAUAGUAUGUAUGUUAUUUUAAGGCUUCAGUUUAUGACAGCAAUCUGUGACUUAAUUAUUAUUUUAUAAUAAUAAAGCAUUUUGCAUAAAA
This is a messenger RNA of Helicoverpa zea (corn earworm), 1890 nucleotides long. RefSeq lists its product as uncharacterized. The transcript is spliced from 7 exons. The record is from RefSeq and is a predicted model, not a curated record. The coding region runs from base 99 to 1043 and encodes 314 amino acids. NCBI's taxonomy places the organism in Eukaryota, Metazoa, Arthropoda, Insecta, Lepidoptera, Noctuidae.